This is a messenger RNA of Apus apus (common swift), 1668 nucleotides long. RefSeq names its product cyclin N-terminal domain containing 1 (gene CNTD1). Gene Ontology annotation, biological process: reciprocal meiotic recombination. The transcript has 7 exons. Gene Ontology annotation, cellular component: site of double-strand break. The coding region runs from base 24 to 1010 and encodes 328 amino acids. The record is from RefSeq and is a predicted model, not a curated record. Lineage: Eukaryota; Metazoa; Chordata; Aves; Apodiformes; Apodidae.
CUUCGCGCCGUUAAAGCUGCUCCAUGGGCUCUCGGGCACCAGCAGCGUCCCGGCGCCAUGACCCAGGCCCCAGCUUUGGCCAGGUGGCUCCUGAGGUGAUUGAGGACACGCUGAUCCAUUUGGCCACGGAGAACGAGCAGCGCCUGAGCGAGCUGCCGGGCCAGGCUGGGUGCUUCAAGCAGAGACAGAUCGUGGAAUUUAUAUUCCUUUUGUCUGAAAAAUGGCACUUGGACCCAUCAGCAAGGUACCGAGCAGUGGAGUUAUUUGAAAGGUUUAUGAUCAAGCAAGCAGACCAAAUCUGUAAGGCCUCCAGGGAGAAGGUGAAACAGUGUGAACAAGGAGGAGGCAGCUGGAGCUCCUGGAAGGAUCAGAUGUACAAGGCGUUCGUCCUGCGGCUCGUGUCGUGUGUCCAGCUCGCCAGCAAACUGUCCUUGCACUAUAACAUAGUUAACAGUGACACAGCUUUAAAAUUUCUGCAGUCCUUAAAAUACUCCUGCACGAAGCAGGAAUUGCUUGAGUCAGAGCUCGCUGUUUUAAAAACUCUGCACUUCCAGAUCAACCUGUCAACUCCUCUGGCUUAUGUGGAAUUGCUUCUAGAGGUUUUAGGACACAAUGGCUGCCUACUGCCUGCCAGGCCACUGCACCAGAUGUGUGUGCAGAUCCUGGACUUCUCCUACCUGACACGGGACUCCAUCUAUGACACUUUGCUGAAGAUUGCCAUCGAAAAUUCAACACCCAACAAGCUGCAGGUAGCAAAGUUUCUGUCGGUAAAAGAAGAUUCUAUGCUCUUGGCUGUUGGAAUCAUCAGCACAAGCGUGUUCACCCUGGACCCCAGGCACUGGAGGCAGGUUGUGGAGCAUUUAACCUGUAUCACAGGCAUCACUUCACAGAGUAUCCUAGAACUGUCCUAUGCGGUGCUGGAGGAGGUGGUUGGCAGUGCCACACCAAAGCAGCACCAUGGCAACGGGGGCACACAAGCUCUCAGGAACACAAUUAUGACUCUUAAAUAGAACCAUCUUCAUGGCUCUUAACCCCAGCACACUGGUAACAGCUCAUCCUCUACACGUAAGUUGGUUUUCUUUCCGGAUUUGAACAGGUUCUGUCAUGGUUUGUGUCUUGAGUGUUCCUUGGGAAAGCUCAUCCCUUCAGGCAAUGAACUUGGUGCUGUGAAGGGAGUGGAGGAACAUUCAGAAAUACCUCUUUCAGCACCAAAAGCUGGGCCUUCUUUCUCCAGUUGCUGUUAACACUUUUCUACAGCCUGUUCAUGCACAGGGGUGCAGCAUGUCCAUGUACUCCUGUGCAAGAAAAGGCGCUCAACAGUAUCAAGCCAGCACAAGCAAGUGUUGACAUGACCUAAAAAAUACUUAAUAUUAAAACUGCAUAGUCUCUGCAAGUUCCUUCACCUUGUUCCCUGUGUUUGUAGCUUUUUGCUUCUCUAGCCCAGGUGUGAAGCUGUAACAAGAGUCCCAAACUCACUGGUGUUCUCAAGACUCAUUUAUACAUGUAUCUAAAAACCCCAAAAGUAUCAGUUUAGCUUCUAUUUAACACCUGAUUUUUUUUAUUUUUCUGUUCAGGUCCAUGAUAUAACUUUACAUAUUGCUUUUCUAUAGACUACUUGUAAUAAUGGUAUUUUAAAUAAAGUGUCUUGUGGAUUUUUGGUAUUGUAAA